Molecule: messenger RNA, 1605 nt
Organism: Galeopterus variegatus (Sunda flying lemur)
Lineage: Eukaryota; Metazoa; Chordata; Mammalia; Dermoptera; Cynocephalidae
Gene: HMGCS2
Product: 3-hydroxy-3-methylglutaryl-CoA synthase 2 (mitochondrial)
Exons: 9
Coding region: 78-1604 (508 amino acids)
Biological process (GO): acetyl-CoA metabolic process
Cellular component (GO): mitochondrion
Molecular function (GO): hydroxymethylglutaryl-CoA synthase activity
Source: RefSeq, a predicted model, not a curated record
AUAAAGCCCAACCUGGCAACAUUGGGCAUUUCUCCCAAGGGCUGUGAACUGCUGGCUUUCUGUUUGCUCCUGGGAAGAUGCAGCGGCUGUUGAGUCCAGUGAAACGAGUGCUGCAAGUGGGAAGAGUGAUGCAGGAAGCUUCCUUCACGCCUGCUUGCCUGCUCCCAGCAGCCCACCAAAGGUUUUCUACAGUCUGUGCUGUUCCCCUGGCCAAAACAGAUACUUGGCCAAAAGAUGUGGGCAUCCUUGCCAUGGAGGUCUACUUCCCAGCUCAAUAUGUGGACCAAACUGACCUGGAGAAGUAUAACAAUGUGGAAGCAGGGAAGUACACAGAGGGCUUGGGCCAAACCCAUAUGGGCUUCUGCUCGGUCCAGGAGGACAUCAACUCCCUGUGCCUGACAGUGGUGCAAAAGCUAAUGGAGCGCACACAGCUCCCAUGGGACUCCGUGGGCCGGCUGGAAGUGGGCACUGAGACCAUCAUUGACAAGUCCAAGGCUGUCAAAACAGUGCUCAUGGAACUCUUUCAGGAUUCAGGCAACACUGACAUCGAGGGCAUAGAUACCACCAAUGCCUGCUAUGGUGGCACUGCCUCCCUCUUCAAUGCUGCCAACUGGAUGGAGUCCAGCUCCUGGGAUGGUCGCUAUGCAAUGGUGGUCUGUGGUGACAUUGCAGUCUAUCCCAAUGGUAAUGCACGUCCCACAGGUGGGGCUGGAGCUGUGGCAAUGCUGGUUGGGCCCAAGGCCCCUCUGGUCCUGGAACGAGGGCUUAGGAGUACCCACAUGGAGAACGCAUAUGACUUCUAUAAACCAAAUGUGGCUUCAGAGUACCCAUUGGUGGACGGGAAGCUUUCUAUCCAGUGCUACUUACGGGCCUUGGACCGAUGUUACACAUUAUACCGCCAAAAAAUCCAGAAGCAGUGGAAGCAAGCCGGCAUCGAUCGACCUUUCACCCUGGACGAUUUACAGUUUAUGAUCUUUCACACGCCCUUUUGCAAGAUGGUCCAGAAAUCUCUGGCUCGCCUGAUGUUCAAUGACUUCCUGUCAGCCAGCAGCGACACGCAAAACAGCUUAUAUAAGGGGCUAGAGGCUUUCAGGGGACUAAAGCUGGAAGACACCUACACCAACAAGGACGUGGAUAAAGCAGCUCUAAAGGCCUCUCUGGACAUGUUCAACAAGAAAACCAAGGCCUCCCUUUACCUCUCCACGCACAAUGGAAACACAUACACCUCCUCCCUGUAUGGGUGCCUGGCCUCGCUUCUGUGUCACCAUUCUGCCCAAGACCUGGCUGGCUCCAGAAUUGGUGCCUUCUCUUAUGGCUCUGGCUUGGCAGCAAGUUUUUUUUCAUUGCGAGUGUCCCAGGAUGCUUCUCCAGGCUCCCCACUUGAGAAGCUGGUAUCUAGUGUAUCAGACCUGCCAAAACGCCUCGCCUCCCGGAAGCGUAUGUCCCCUGAAGAGUUCACAGAAAUAAUGGACCAAAGAGAGCAAUUCUUCCACAAGGUGAAUUUCUCACCACCUGGUGACACAAACAGCCUUUUCCCGGGUACUUGGUACCUGGAGCGAGUGGACGAGCUGUAUCGUCGAAAGUAUGCCCGGCGUCCCGUCUAAA